This is a messenger RNA of Suillus subalutaceus, 1416 nucleotides long. RefSeq lists its product as uncharacterized. The transcript is spliced from 7 exons. Gene Ontology annotation, molecular function: oxidoreductase activity, acting on NAD(P)H. Lineage: Eukaryota; Fungi; Basidiomycota; Agaricomycetes; Boletales; Suillaceae. The record is from RefSeq and is a predicted model, not a curated record. Bases 320 to 1372 code for a protein of 350 amino acids.
AUUUCCUAAUAUUUUAUGUUGCUCGACACGACAGUACAGUAUGAUUCAUAAGCGUCCGUUGUUCACGGAAUCACCUUAGUGAUUAAUGAUGAUCUUCGUAAGCAUCGAAUUCUGAAGGAUCCAUCAAGUGAUACGAGUGUCAGUGGCGCAGACUUACGAUCAUCGCGAUUUCAGCCUGUUGGACUCGUGAGCGCUUGAGCACCGAUCUGGUUGGACCGUCAGAAUUCGACAGAGCAUCGCUGUGUCGCCUUUGACUAUAAAAGCACACGUCCAACAUCAGAUACACUACUUCCGACUCAUCGACCUCCCACUUACUGCCAUGUCAUCACAAACUCAUCUUGCAUUCGCGAGUACAGCCGUUGGCAUCACAUCUGUUAUUCAGGUCCCAACACUAUCUCCUGGACCCGGUGAGGUGAUGGUAAAAGUGGCAUUCAGCGCAGUCAUACCCCUUGACACAUACAUGGCCGAUUAUGGUCGAAACAUAAAUGGCGAAUACCCAGUCGUUCUAGGCUUCAAUCUUAGUGGAAUUGUAGAAGCUGUCGGCUCUGACAAGGUUUGCGCAUUUGCAACGACAGGAUCGAAGGCGAAGGGGUUACAAGAACUUGCAAUCAUACAAAGCUCCACCUGCGCCCAAGACUCGCAGCUCCCCGAUAAUUACUCGCUCGAAGCAGCUGCAACAAUUCCCGACAACUUCAUAACUGCAUUUUACACGCUGUUCGAUUGUUUGGGACUUGCUCCGCCAACGUUACCCUUCUCUGUACCACCUCCCAACGCAGAGACUCCGAUCCUUGUUUAUGGUGCGGGAGCUACGUCUGGUCAAUACGCUGUUCAGCUGUUGGCCCUUGCUGGGUACAAGCAGGUCAUUGCAACCGCGUCCCCUCGUCAGCAUUCCUACCUCAAGUCUCUUGGCGCCGCCCAUGUCGUAGACUACAGCGAUGACGACAUGUCCGAAAAGAUUCUACUCGCCGCAGGCAAAAAUGUCCAAUUUGUUUUGGACUGCAUCAGCGCAGAGGGCACGCUCAAGAGCAUAUCCAGUGUCAUUAGCUCCGACGGUGUGGUAGCCAUGCUAUUGCCAGUGACGGAAGGCACCAGGCAUGUUGCAGGGAAAGACGCGCAAUGUGGAUGGAAAUUACCGGCCGACAGAAAUCCCUUCCCAGAUUCGGUGAAACUUGUAGGCGUGAGGACGCUGCUGUAUCAACAGAAUGAGUACCUUCGUGAUAACCUGAUGCCGAAGAUUCUCCCUCGACUGUUGGAGGAAUUUCGCCUAUUUGAUCAAGGAUCACUACAAGAUCGCUGCCAGGAGGCUCUUAAUGUAGUGCGGAGUGGACAGGUGAAGGGAGAAAAAGUUGUUGUGAAAGUAGUAUCUAUGUAACUCUUUGACUGUAGUACUACGCUAAUCAACGCAAUUUUAUCUUA